Nomia melanderi (Alkali bee) is the source of this 834-nucleotide messenger RNA. The record is from RefSeq and is a predicted model, not a curated record. NCBI's taxonomy places the organism in Eukaryota, Metazoa, Arthropoda, Insecta, Hymenoptera, Halictidae.
CCUCUGCCAAUCAUUUAUUCCUUGUAAAUAAGGUAAUAUUUACCCGCGCAGCCCGGUGAAAUAUCUUCGGCACGAAGAUUAGCCCGCGACCCCAGUAAUCUCGGGCCACAAUUUCACUUUGGUAUAAAAGGCGUCGGAUGCGCACCGAAAUACAAAUCAAUUUGGUGGUUCGAGUUCCACGCUUCGUUCGCUUUCGUCUACGUCGAAAAAGAAAAAUCUUCUACAAUCGCCAUGGAUCCGAAAUUCUGGUCCGAGAAGAUCGCCCUGAUCACCGGCGCCAACUCUGGCAUCGGCAAGUGCUUGGUCGAGUGCUUGGUCAGUAAGGGCAUGAAGGUAGUAGGCAUUGCUCGCACCAUGGACAAGAUGAAGGCUCUCGCCGAGGAACUGAAAAAUAUGCCCGGCAAGCUCUUCCCUCUCCAAUGCGAUCUCUCCAACCAAAACGACAUCCUUCGUGCAUUAGACUGGAUCGAGAAGAACUUGGGAGCCGUUGACAUUCUCGUAAAUAAUGCUGCCAUCAACAUUGAUCUCACUCUGCAGACCGGCGAAAUGGAAGACUGGAAGAAGAUCUUGGACGUGAACUUCUUGGGACUGACAUGCAUCACUAAAGAGGUCUUGAAGCUGAUGAAAAAGAAGGGAAUUGACAACGGUAUGAUCGUGAACAUCAACGACGUAUGUGGAUUGAAGCUGCCAAUCAACUGUGAUCGCCCGGUGUCGCCAGCUUACAUCGCCAGCAAAUUCGCUCUGACCGCUUUGACAGAGUGUCUCCGCUCAGAAUUGGCGCAGCUUAUGUCAAACAUCAAAGUUAUCUCCAUUUCACCUGGUUUGGUGGAGACC